Messenger RNA from Symbiodinium natans, 345 nucleotides. NCBI's taxonomy places the organism in Eukaryota, Dinophyceae, Suessiales, Symbiodiniaceae. The record is from the annotation of a GenBank genome assembly.
AUGGGCCGCUUGCAGCCAGUGCUUGAGGCAGACCAUGGGAGGGGACUCCACUGCGUAAGGCGUCCCAUCUUACUGGACUCGGCUUUCCUGAGCGAGCCUGCCCAGCCGAGCCCGAAUGUCAGGAACGCAGGCAAUGCAGGGCCGAAGAAAGAGCUACGCUUCCGCCUCUUCUGCGAUGAUCUUGGCCGCAACUGUGAGCCAUCAGACGAGUGGGGUGGGCCUGCGCGGCAGAAACCAGAGCAGGCCAAAGCGCCUACUUUAGAACGGCGGAUCUUCCCAUCCGCAGCCUUGGUCCUUCCGAGAUGGAAAGCUAAGGACAAGGAGAGAGAGGCCCGUUUCUUGUAA